CCCAAGGGCUCGCAGUCAGUGCUUCCGCCCGGACGCGGUUUGCUCCGGGACUCUCUUUCCCCGCCGCUCCGCCGGGUCCGGAGUCGCUCCCCUCGUUGGCCCUCCGGCCCCGGGAUGGCCCCGAAACUCCCGGACUCUGUGGAGGAGCUCCGUGCUGCCGGCAACCAGAGCUUCCGCAACGGCCAGUACGCCGAGGCCUCCGCGCUCUACGGCCGCGCGCUGCAGCUGCUGCAGGCGCGAGGUUCUGCAGACCCUGAAGAGGAAAGUGUUCUCUACUCCAACCGUGCAGCAUGCCACUUGAAAGAUGGGAACUGCACAGAUUGCAUCAAAGACUGUACUUCAGCACUGGCCUUGGUUCCCUUCAGCAUGAAACCCUUACUGCGGCGGGCAUCUGCCUAUGAGGCCCUGGAGAAAUACCCCCAGGCCUAUGUCGACUACAAGACUGUAUUACAGAUUGAUAAUAGUGUGAUGUCAGCCCUGGAAGGCAUCAAUAGAAUGACCAGAGCUCUCAUGGACUCACUUGGACCUGAGUGGCGCUUAAAGCUGCCCUCUGUCCCUGUUGUGCCUGUCUCAGCCCAGAAAAGGUGGAAUGCCAUGCCUUCAGAGAACCACAGAGAGACAGUUAAAAGCAAAUCCAAAGAAACCACAACUACAAAGAGCAGAGUGCCUUCUGCUGGGGAUGUGGAGAGAGCCAAAGUUCUGAAGGAAGAAGGCAAUGAGCUUGUAAAGAAGGGCAACCAUAAGAAAGCUAUUGAGAAGUACAGUGAAAGCCUCUUGUUUAGUAACCUGGAAUCUGCCACAUACAGCAACAGAGCACUAUGCCAUCUAGUCCUGAAGCAGUACAAAGAAGCCGUGAAGGACUGCUCUGAAGCUCUUAAGCUGGAUGGGAAGAAUGUGAAGGCAUUUUAUAGACGGGCUCAAGCCUACAAGGCACUCAAGGACUAUAAAUCCAGCCUUGCAGACAUCAGCAGCCUCCUACAGAUUGAGCCCAGGAAUGGCCCUGCACAGAAGUUACGUCAGGAAGUUAACCAGAGCCUGAAGUAAAACCCCCAAUGGGCAGCAGGAACCCUCUGCCUGACCAUCCCAGAGAAGCCAGGAGCCUCCUCCCCUGCAUCUACCUACCCCUGACACCCAGCAUGCCCCCAAGGGAGCUUCAAAAUAUCCUCCUUAGCCCCUCUGAGAGGCUUUGCUUGUUUAAAUUAAGCCCAUUGUAGUCAAGCACAGGACAUAUUUUUGGCAGAAAGGUACCUUCUAGAGCUGAAUGUGAAGUUGGAGUCCUGUUCCCAUCCAUCUGCCUCAGACAGCAAACAAUUGGCUUUGUCCUGUGGGCUGCCCCUCUGACUUCCCCAGACAAAGCCUUUCUGCAGUUAAUCUGAACAAAACACCUGACCCACCUAUACCCACAGCAGCCUGUUGAGCUGGUUCUCCAGGGCUGCCAUCUCCCCAAGGGCACAGUCCACUGUGUCUGAGCCCUAGUGCCUUUAGUCGGGCCCUCCUUUGUGGGAAGGCAGAGCCCUGACCUGUGGAGUCUCUGUCCUUGACUCUACGCUGCUGCCUUCUGUGUGGAGUUACCUAAGCUAUUUCAAGAGCUCGGUGGUGAUGGCUCUUCCUCCUGGGAUGGAGAGAGAGGCCUCUUUGAGGCAGUGUCCUUCCAUUCUGAGCAGGAACUUGACUUUUUCCCCUCAAACAUGGCCCCUCAGGCUUCUUAGUUCUUUGUAAUACGUUGAAGUUAAUUUGGACUGGUUUUGUUGAACUGUGUUUAAGUUCUUGCAUUAAAAAGCUUUUACAGGUG
This is a messenger RNA of Dipodomys spectabilis (banner-tailed kangaroo rat), 1792 nucleotides long. It is a transcript of the gene Tomm34, whose product is annotated as translocase of outer mitochondrial membrane 34. The transcript has 7 exons. The record is from RefSeq and is a predicted model, not a curated record. Gene Ontology annotation, cellular component: mitochondrion; cytosol. NCBI's taxonomy places the organism in Eukaryota, Metazoa, Chordata, Mammalia, Rodentia, Heteromyidae. The coding region runs from base 115 to 1044 and encodes 309 amino acids. Gene Ontology annotation, molecular function: heat shock protein binding.